Messenger RNA from Diorhabda sublineata, 6935 nucleotides. RefSeq names its product E3 ubiquitin-protein ligase MIB1 (gene mib1). Gene Ontology annotation, cellular component: cytoplasm. NCBI's taxonomy places the organism in Eukaryota, Metazoa, Arthropoda, Insecta, Coleoptera, Chrysomelidae. The transcript has 13 exons. Gene Ontology annotation, biological process: protein ubiquitination. The coding region runs from base 96 to 3173 and encodes 1025 amino acids. Gene Ontology annotation, molecular function: ubiquitin-protein transferase activity; protein binding; zinc ion binding. The record is from RefSeq and is a predicted model, not a curated record.
GCACUUGUUUGUAGUAGGUGCAGUGGUGUAGUGCGUGGGUAAAACUUUCACUGUUUUUCGUGGGAAAAUAAAUUUUAAACAAUUUUCAUUUAAAAAUGGAAAUUGCUAACGCUGUUGGGACUACCCCAGGAGUAGUACGCAAUCCGAGAAUUAUGGAGGGUGUCGGUGCUCGAGUCAUUCGAGGACCAGACUGGAAAUGGGGAAAGCAGGAUGGAGGAGAAGGGCAUGUUGGUACAGUAAGAAAUUUUGAAUCUCCUGAUGAAGUUGUUGUAGUCUGGGACAAUGGAACAGCUGCUAAUUAUCGUUGCUCAGGGCAGUAUGAUCUAAGGAUAUUAGACAGUGCCCCAACAGGGGUCAAACAUGAAGGAACAAUGUGCGACACCUGCAGACAGCAGCCCAUUUUUGGCAUUCGAUGGAAAUGUGCUGAAUGUGGAAACUACGACUUAUGUUCUGUUUGUUAUCAUGGUGACAAACAUCAGCUGAGACACAGAUUCUAUCGUAUAACCACUCCAGGUAGUGAACGUGUUUAUUUGGAAACUCGUAGGAAAACCAAGAAGAUUGCUAUUCGUGGUAUAUUCCCAGGUGCUCGAGUGGUACGAGGGGUUGACUGGCAGUGGGAAGAUCAAGAUGGAGGAAAUGGUCGUCGUGGAAAGGUUCAAGAAAUCCAAGAUUGGUCAGCCGCUAGUCCUAGAUCAGCUGCUUACAUUGUUUGGGAUAAUGGCUCCAAAAAUUUGUAUAGAGUAGGUUUUGAAGGAAUGGCAGACCUGAAAGUAGUAAAUGACGCAAAAGGUCAAAAUGUUUAUCGUGAUCACCUUCCUUGUCUAGGAGAACACGGACACGGAAGGAAUGUCCCACCUGGAUUAAAGAUUGGAGAUCAGGUGAAUGUUGAUUUAGAAUUGGAAAUAGUUCAGUCCUUACAACAUGGACACGGUGGAUGGACUGACGGAAUGUUUGAAUGUUUAAAUAGCAUUGGUACAGUAGUAGGAAUUGAUGAAGAUCAUGAUAUUGUUGUUGCAUAUACCAGUGGAAACAGAUGGACUUUCAAUCCCGCCGUGUUGACUAAAGUUGCAACUCCGACGAAUUCCGGAGGUUUUAACGAAACACCACAGCAGCAGUUUGCAGUGGGAGAUGUAGUUCAAAUUUGUUCCGAUAUGGAAAGAGUAAAAAUGUUACAAAGAGGUCAUGGCGAUUGGGCUGACGGAAUGGCAGCUACUUUAGGCAAAGUCGGCCACAUCCAACAAAUUUACAAUGACAACGAUCUCAAAGUAGAAGUUUGCAAUACGACUUGGACUUACAAUCCCCUAGCUGUGACUAAACUAGCCAGCAAAGAUGGUACCAUGCACGGAACAACUUCCGGAGAACGAUUGAGUGCUUUAUUAAAAAAAUUAUUUGAAACCCACGUUUCUGGAGAUGUUAAUGAAGAGUUAGUUAAAUCUGCUGCUAACGGCGAUUCGCAAAAAUGCGAGGAAGUCUUGAAACAGAGCAAUACAGCCGGAGCGGGAAUAGGUCCAGAUGUUAACGGUGUUUUCGCUGGCCAUACCGCUCUACAAGCCGCGAGUCAAAACGGUCAUUUGGAAGUUAUUUCGGUAUUACUUCGUUACCAUGCAGACGUCGAAAUUGAAGAUAAAGAUGGCGACCGCGCCGUCCAUCACGCCGCGUUCGGUGACGAACCAGCCGUUGUUCAACUUUUAGCACACGCCGGUGCCGAUUUAAAUGCGCGUAAUAAACGUAGACAAACGGCUCUACAUAUCGGUGUGAAUAAAGGACACAUAGGUGUUGUGAAAAUGUUGCUGGAUUUGCAGUGUCAUCCUAGUUUACAGGAUCUCGAAGGUGAUACCCCGUUACACGACGCCAUUUCGAAGAAACGUGACGACAUGUUAACCCUUUUACUGGAUCACAAUGCCGACAUAACGUUAACGAACAACAAUGGAUUCAAUGCUUUACAUCAUGCUGCUCUUAGAGGAAAUCCAAGUGCUAUGAAAAUAUUGCUAGCAAAAUUACCAAGACCAUGGAUUGUAGAUGAAAAAAAAGACGACGGAUACACUGCUCUCCAUUUAGCAGCUCUAAAUAAUCAUGUGGAAGUAGCCGAACAAUUAGUUUUGAGCGGAAAAGCCAACAUGGAUCUUCAGAAUGUCAAUUUACAAACUGCACUUCAUCUCGCCGUUGAAAGACAACACACUCAGAUUGUUAGGCUGUUGGUAAGGGAAGGUGCUAAUUUAAAUAUAGCCGACAAGGACGGAGAUACCCCGCUACAUGAGGCGUUACGUCAUCAUACUCUCUCUCAACUGCGUCAACUUCAAGACGUACAAGAUGUAGGAAAGCUCCUUAUGGGAUUAGGGACACAGGGAUCCGACAAAAAGUCAUCUGCGAGUAUUGCUUGUUUCUUGGCAGGCAACGGAGCUGAUUUAACCAUCAAGAACAAAAAAGGUCAAACGCCCUUAGACCUCUGCCCCGAUCCAAAUCUCUGCAAAACUUUAACCAAAUGUCACAAAGAAAAACAAAGUGGAGAAAUGGAAAUGGGAUCCCAUCAAAACAUCCAAAACUCUAACGUGAACUCUACGUUAGAAGAAUGUUUGGUUUGUUCUGAUGCUAAGAGAGACAUAUUAUUCCAACCGUGUGGUCAUGUGACUUGCUGUUCCGCAUGCGCACCGAGAGUCAAGAAAUGUCUCAUUUGUAGGGAAUCUGUGAGCACUAGAACUAAGAUUGAAGAAUGUCUUGUUUGUUCCGAUAAGAAAUCUUCAGUUUUGUUCAAACCUUGCAAUCACAUGUGUGCGUGCGAAAGCUGUUCUCAAAUUAUGAAGAAAUGCGUCACUUGCCGCGCCCAGAUCGAGCAAAUGGUACCAAUUUCGGUAUGUGCUGGCGGAUUAGGUACCAUUUCUGAAGUUGAAGCUGACGUAGAAGAAGAAAUAAAACCAUCAACUAGUGAAACGCCUAUAGUUCAAGGGCCUAUUAUGAAUAACGGAGGCAGGGAUACUACUGGCACAAACGAUAUACAGAAAUUACAACAACAAUUGCAGGAUAUUAAAGAACAGACAAUGUGUCCAGUAUGCCUCGACAGACUGAAGAACAUGAUCUUCCUUUGCGGUCACGGACUUUGUCAAAUGUGUGGUGAUCAAAUGGCUGAGUGUCCAAUAUGCAGAAAAGCUGUUGAAAAACGGAUUCUUCUCUAUUGAGUUGCAUCAUUAACUAAUCUGAAAAUUAUUUAAAAAAAAAAUGAACAAGAUGAUUAUGACAAAAAAUAUUGACUCGAUACAUGAUCAGGCAUUACUCAUAGUACUAGUACCUAAAUAAUAACUAUAGUUUCAAUAUGUAGUAAACUGUAGCAUAUCUAUAAUUCUACUUAUAUCAAUUGAUUCAUUUAUCCUCUAAAUUUGAUAUUGACAAAGUUAUAUUUCUUGCAAUUAAAAGCUACAAUAAGUUUAAACUGAUUUUUUCACAUUUAAUACUAUUUCUACUAACUUCCAAACCCUCACUUGUGACCACUAGUUUAUGGUAUUGCCAUCUUCUUUCAAUUCCAUUUUCACACAACAAACAACAAACAAGGCAGCUCUUAUUUACCAUUUUAUUAUAAUAACAUCAAGCUAUUAGCUGCUUUCUAUUUACAUUCAAAUGAACUAAGACAAUCAGGUAUGUAUCUUAUCAAAUAAUAACGACACUGCUCAGUGGAUAAAAGGAACACGUUAAGUAAAAACACCAAUUGUUGACACUAUGAGAAAGACAAAUCAUUCAAUUCCGCGUUCUACAGAAGUGUUCAAAAAAUAAAACGUUUAGGUUAUUAUUAUGAACUGUUAGUUCCAGUUUACACGUAUUGGACUUACCAAAAUAGUUUUUUCUAUUAUCACAAACGAAUUUUUUCUAGCAUGACUUUUUACACCCAAUGUUGAAACGUUUGUCUGUUAAAAUUCCAUAUGUUGACAUUUGCAGUUUCCAACGUUGACAACAAUUUAAAUAUUGACCCUUCGCUUUCCUGAAGUUAUACUCAAGGCCUAAAUAAACAAAAGAUAUUCAGAACAUAUUAAAUUAUAUUUCAAGAAGGUAUGUGAUAUUUCAGAAAAGAAGGUAAGUCAAUUUUUCGUAUACCUACCUAAUUAACUUAAAUUAAAGAGGAACGGACACAGAAACAAGGAACACAAAUUUAUCGGGAUUGCCCCUGUACUAUCUGGGCUUGGGCAGUUCGUUGCUGACCGAUAGGAGAUGAUUCCCGUUGCUCGAAGGCUUAAAAACCGUCCUCAGUCUGUUGCAGGGAAGAAGUGGUGUUACUUCAGCAUUAUCUCCAGAAUCAAUUUUGACAACCAGGCAAAAGCAUUCUGUUUCACGUUUUUUUUUAAGCAACACAGCCAGAACCAUGUCUCCUUCAUUAAUUCAUCCAAUUUCUUCCUCGUUAUCUCACAACGUCCUACUUCUUUCACGGUGGUAGUUUUCUCAGCAACACAUAGUUGUAGACUUUGUUUUGUCUGGUCGAAUAGACUGUUUGAAUGUACGCUUAACUUAACUUAACCAUGGUUUUUAUUGAAAUUUAAGGCAUUAAUGUUUUACGCAUUCUUCCUUAUGUUAUUCAUAAAACAGAGGAUGUGAAAUGAUCAUUUUUACUCAAAAUAUUUCACUUAAAAGUCUAAAUUUGUCGACUUACCUUACAGAGUGAUAUAGGACAUUUAGAAAUUAAAGUGUCAACAAUUGGUGUUUUCAACCUAAUGUGACUCAAUAUUCUCAAUAAGAUUAUUUUCAUCAAUGACUGUUUGCAAUUAUUUAGUAAUGUGUACUUAUUUGCUUAUUUUAUGACAAAAUCUGACAACGAGAUGUCCUCAACCUCACUUUUAAUCUGAGCUUGCAAAACUCACUGAAGCACAAGGUCUCAAACUUGUGCAGAUUGCUGGUAAAACUCAUUUUGGUCUCACUUGUGAGAUUGAAAAGGAACGUGCAUUGAACCGAGUUACGACGUCACAAAUGAGAACAAUCUGAAUUUUGGUGUAAAUGGAAAGCAGCUUUAGUAUAAAGGAGUGCAUAGAUGAAAAAUUCUUAUUUUAACAGCUCACAUAUAGAAAGUUUCUAGACAAUAACGAAUUAUAUAAUACUGAAUGCAAUGUUUACUACCACUACAACAAUACUGUUAACAUAGUUAUGAAUUAUAGUAAAUUAUUUACCUACCUGAAACAGUAUAGUUUUGUGAGUAUUUAUUUAGUGGUAAUACAGAGUGUGUUCAGAAUGAUUAUCACCACUGGUUCCAACUUAGUAACGAAAUAUAUUCUCUUAGGGCCAUUUGCACCGACAAAACAAUAAACUCGGCUUUUCAAUUACCCACGCUUUUGUCAGAAAUUCAUUUACGUCCCCAAUUAAGCUCCGCUUUUAUUAUCUUAAGCCAUGUUUAUUUUAAACCAUUAAUAGUGGAGGCUUAAGCUUAGCUUUGCUGUCUCCUAACCUCAUUUUAUGACACACGAUAUUGUUUUUGCUAUAUAAAAAUGAAUUUUUAGGAUAUCUUGGAAGAUGAUCUCGAUUUAUUGGAAAUUAUCAAUUAUGGAUUUCCUAGACUGUUAUAUUUUUGAACUAACCCAUUCGAAGAAAUGUAUGAUUUAGCAUUUUUUAAAAGAUUUAGGCUGUAUACUAAUACAGAUCAACAUAUUCUUACUUUUAUUCUUGCAUGCUUACAUUGUCAGUAAUUUAUUUUCAAUUGUACGUUUAUAUUUCGAUAUUAUGUUCAAUAAUAUAACUUUUUCAUCGUGUGAAAAGUUCGCACCUCGCGGCUUCCUUUGUCUAACACUCAUCAUUGACAAAAUAUUGAAAAUAAUUUAGAUUCAGGAUACUGACUAUAUGAAUCAACAAGACACAACAAAUGAACAUUUAAGUAAACAAACUAUUAGAAAUUCAGUACAGUCUUCAGUUAAAAUGAUAUUAAUGUGAGACAAUUGACCUAAAUAUUCAAAUUUUACUUCAGUUUCCCAUAAUUGGUACUAGAGAGGAAGAAGAAGAAAUGUUUACUAAAGCCCACUAACUUAUAGAUCGGUGCGAUUGGUCAACAAGAUGAGUCCUCCUUAAAUAAUUAGACGGCCUUAUAAAAGCUUGACUCAUGUGUUAAUCGGUGCAAACGGCGCUUAAUUUGUCUUACAAUAAAAUGUGCUCCUUUUAUAGUUUUCUGUUCAAGCAUUUUUAUGGUCAUUAUUUUGACGUGAAAGUGCCUUAUUGCUGAUCUAUAUUGGACACAAGGUCUCCCUCAAAGUAAUAUUAAACUUCAGUUACAUCAACAUCAGAUUUUAUCCUACCCAAUUAUCGAGAAGCUUUACAUACAACUCAUAUCUUUGAAGUUGUGCAAUUUUGCGAUAAAAACUUUCUCACUACAUUGAGAAAGUACUUGGGUACAUAUUAGCUUAGUUCGCGGGUCUGAAUCCAACUCAGUUUAGGCACCGAUCGCAUGUGCACUUUCAAAAUUGUCGGUCGCCUACCACCCCGCGAACGACAUGCAAUUGGUCCUAAAGUGAUAGGAAUUCGAUUAAAUUUUACUCAUUUUACGGAAUGUACCGUCGAGGUUUCUCAGUUUUAGAAAAAAGUAUGCUAGAUAUUAGUGUAUGUUCCACAUUUCUAUUACUUUGAAUAUGAUGAAAAAUAGUUAGUACAAUUACUUUGCUUUCCACGAAUCAUCUUUAAAAUUUGAAUGUUUUCAAAGCUCUGUAAUUUUCACGAAAGAUUCAUAAUUUUUAAUAGAAAAAUCAAAGUAUAUACCAUUAAGUUUUAAUAAGACAACAGUUGAGAAUUUGAAAAUGUGAAUAUGUUUUUGGUAUUUAUCCAAUUAAGUCUUGAUUUUCUAUUUAUUUGUGGAACCACUUGUUAAUUUUUAAUCACAGUCAUGUAAAUGUGUAAUGUUAUUCAGAUACAAUAUUUAUAUAUUGUAUAUAUUAUAAAUUUAAGAUAAUUUUGUUUAGAUAUUAUAUUUAACUUCUUUGUAA